AUGGCUCACUUCUACCACUUCAGCUUCCACAGUUCCAUCGGGCAUCACGGGCCCAAGCGGACCCCCAAACAAAAUUCCGAAGAGAAAGCCCCGAAGGUGACCGCUCCCGUCACUCCCGAGACGGCUUCGCAAAUCCAAGCGCAGCAGACGACAAAACGCAUCCUCCGCCGAGUCGAUCUGCGACUUGUUCCCAUCCUUUCGCUACUCUAUCUGCUGUGCUUCCUCUGCCGACAGAACAUUGGAAAUGCAAAGACCUACCAUAUGACAUAUGACCUGCACUUGACCACACAGCAGUACCAAAUUGCAUUGACCGCCUUUUUCCUCUCGUACUCCACUUUUGAUAUUCCAUGUAAUAUCAUGCUUAAGAAACUUCGGCCGUCCGUGUGGCUGCCUCUUAUGACGCUUUUGAGCGGGGUUAUUACUGUUUGCAUGGGAGUUGUCAAGAAUGCGGAUGAAUUGAUUGUUGUGAGAACGUUUCUGGGAAUGACCGAAUGCGGUUUGUUCCCCGGUGUGGCGUACGUGAUAACGAUGUGGUAUUGCAAGAAAGAAGCGCAAUUCCGACAGGCGCUAUUCUUCUGCGCGGCCAGUAUGGCAGGAGCCUUCGCUGGACUCCUCGCUGUCGGCCUUAGCAAAAUGGACGGUUUGGGCGGCCAGGAAGGCUGGCGCUGGAUUCUAAUAAUCGAAGGUCUUUUGACAGUAGGGGUUGCCAUAUGCGCCUUCUUCAUAGUCCUUGACACCCCCGAUCGCGCCAAAUUCCUAACAAAGGAGGAGAAAGAAUUCCUCCUCCGCCGCCUAGAAGUCGACCAAUUCGGCGAGGAGGAGGACGAACUCACGGAAGCCGAGAAAGCCCGGAUCCACACCGACCUGCCCAAGUCGCAAAUAUUCAAAUCGGUGUUCACGGAUUGGCAUAUCUACGCUCAUAUCCUCGUCUUCUACGGAAUUUCCUGCCCGCUUUACAGCAUCUCUCUAUGUCUACCUUCCAUCGUGCAGGAGUUGGGAUACACCUCUGCCCAGGCCAACUUCCUUACCGUACCUAUUUACAUAACCGCGUGUUUACUAUCGCUGCUAACGGCGUACCUUUCGGACAGGACGGGGAUGCGCGCGGUUUUUAUUGCUAUUUCCUAUACUACCAUGUUUACUGGCUUCCUUAUUGCCGCGCUUCGUCCUGGACACUUUCCUGGUCUGGCAUACGCUGGCUUGUUCAUCGCUGCCUGCGGGGUAUAUCCGGCAUUUCCUGGUAUGAUCACUUGGUGCAGUAACAACCUAGCAUCAAGCGGAAAGAGGGCAAUCGCUAUGGCGCUACAUAUCGGCAUGGGCUCAUUUGGUGGCGCGAUGGGCGCAAACUUCUACCGGGUGCAGGACAAACCUUUAUAUAGAUUGGGGCAUUGGCUGAACUUGGGAUUUGUCUGUGUUGGUGGGGUCGCGAUUGCCGUGAUCUACUUCAGCUACUACACGGAAAAUAAGAGGAGGGAGGGUGUGCGCGCGGGGUUGGUAGAGGAAUUGGAGAAGGAGAUUGAGAAGGCUGGCAGGGGCAAGGGGGAGGGUGAGAAGCUGAGGAGGGGGUUUGUGGUUAAGAAGGAGGAAAGUCUUGCGUUGGAGGGGGAUAUGAGCGUUUGGUUUCGGUAUAUGAUGUGA
Tuber melanosporum (Perigord truffle) is the source of this 1635-nucleotide messenger RNA. RefSeq lists its product as uncharacterized. The record is from RefSeq and is a predicted model, not a curated record. Gene Ontology annotation, biological process: transmembrane transport. The transcript has 3 exons. Gene Ontology annotation, cellular component: membrane. Bases 1 to 1635 code for a protein of 544 amino acids. NCBI's taxonomy places the organism in Eukaryota, Fungi, Ascomycota, Pezizomycetes, Pezizales, Tuberaceae. Gene Ontology annotation, molecular function: transmembrane transporter activity.